GCUUCUAAUUUUAAUUAAAAAGUUGAAGUAACCCAGAGUUCAAUGUUUAUAUUACUUUGGCCUUAUAAGUGAAUUGGAUGCUUUGGAUAAAAAGUACAUCUGUCAAUGGAGUUUAUCAAUCUGUAAAGGAUAUGACCAAGCUUCUUGCAGACACUAAUUUUUGUAACAUUCUCACUUGCAGUAAAUGAAAAAUGUAACAGGAUUGCAAGAAAACGUGAAAUGAUCAAUUGAAAUGACGGAACAAUAGUUAGAACACCAAUAUACUGGAUGUUACCGUGUAUGCACUUGGUGUAUUCUGUGGAAGUAUUUUAUAAAAAUUCUGGAAAGAGAUGAUAAAUAUGACGUAUAAAGUGAGACAGAGUUUGUAUAUGACAUUUUCAUCAAUAACUCUGUAACCGUGAUGUGUUCAUUGUUAUUUCGAAGACACAAUAUAUCUGAAAUACCUUCGUCUAAAUGUCAUAAUCGUCAUAGUAACGUUGGUUGCAAAUGGAAUAUGAGACUUUUACACAUCGUUCUAUGCUGUGUCUUUCUUAUCGUGGAUUUUCAGGUGACCAAUGUUGACAUUCCUGCAGAUAUUCCAGUCCAGCCUCAAGUUAAACACACUCAUUCCUCAGAACAGGUGACUGAGACUGUGUCUCCAGUUGAAGAUACUGAACCUUCCAUACAAGCAUCUUCCAGCCUGUCAACAAGUCUAACUGUCGACCAAUCAGAAGCAAGCAGUAUUAAAGAGGGAACAUCUUCAUCAACACAAAUAGAGCCUAGUUUUAGUGAAAUACAAGGGACCAGUCAAACAGAACAGUAUUUGAGUGAAUCUGUGACACAGUCUACAUCAAUUAUCCACUCUGACGUGGUUUUAGAUAAACCAGCUGAUGAUAUUGAAACAGAUAGUGAGAAAAGUGUUGAAGACCAAAUACAAGUACCAGUUCCUGUAGAACAGUCUGAUAAUGAUGUAGCAGAUGGUGCUGAGGUCAAGGUCACUGAAAAGCUCCAGGACACUGUAACAGAAGAAGAGACAGAACCAAGCCAAAAUGCUACACAGUUUAAGGUGCAGGAUGACGUUAGAGAGGAAACUGUUACCCUUCCACCACAGAAACAGUCAUCUACGCCUCCUGUAGGCGAGCCUGGAGCAGAUAGUGAGGUAGCUGAAGUUACUAGUGAAGAAAAACAGGAAGAGGAGGGGCUUACAUUCAAUGAAUGGACACAGAAAGUUCUAGCUGAAGCUGAGAAAGGCAAACUUGAAGCUAAAGAUGACACACAGAAUGUCCAGUUGCCUCCUGUGAAACAAAGGAAGAAGAAGAAUUAUGCAUCUCAGGAAUGCGGGGCCAAAAUUCUUGCCAGUAAUCCAGAGGCUUCCAGUCCUAAAUCUGUUCUUAACUCAAAUAGGGAUGAAUACAUGAACAACCCGUGCAAAGCUAAAAAAUGGUUUGUAUUAGAGUUAUGUGAACCAAUACAGGCACAUUCCGUGGAUAUAGCCAGUCUAGAAUUGUUCUCAUCACAACCUAAAAAGUUCAAGCUGUUUCUAAGUGAUAGAUAUCCAACAAAAGACUGGAAAUUGGCUGGAGAAUUCACUACAAAAGAUGAACGUUCUAUCCAGACAUUCACACUUACUGAAGCUGAAGAUUAUUUUGCUAAAUUUGUACGUGUAGAACUUACAGAGCAUUAUGGGAGUGAACACUUCUGUCCUCUAACAAUAUUCAGGAUGUUGGGUAUAGCUGUAGUUGACUACGAGAUUGAUCAUCAUGAUUUAAAUGUAGAUGAUGAUGAUGAUGACAGUGAUAAUGAUGAAAAUGUAGGGAGUGAUACUGAAGCAGGAUCUAAAAACCUGUUUACAAGUGCUAAAGAUACUGUGAUUAAUAUUGUAAAGAAAGUGCUAAAUGUUGAGUCGGAAGAGGAACAACUAAUCCACAAUGCUACGCAAGUGAAUAUAACAAGUGGUGUAGACAAUUCUGCCAUGAAUGGAACAGCUACAUUAUCAGAUGAGGAUACACUUCCCUGUGUCCCUGAUGUUACAAGUGGUGGUACUGAGGAUGAAUCAUGUGUUGGAAAGAAAGAUGUAGAUCAUUCAGAGAAAACACUUCCAUUGACACCUGAACCUGGUAAAACUGACAGUGUGAUAGUUGUGAAGUUAGAAGAUGAUGAACAGGUGGAAACAACACCUGAAACAGCACCCGGAAAAUCUCUCCACACUCAUAUACAUGACUGUUUUCUUGCCAUGCACAAUCUUGCUAAUUCAAAGAAAAAACAUUCUGUUAUUCAGUCUAAAUUUUGUGAGUUAUUGUAUCUGAUCAAAAGUCAACGUCCAGUUGAACAGCUGUCUAGAAACAGAUCAAAGAAGAAAAGUGACGACAUCAGAGAAGUGAAAGAAGAGAAAAAUGAAAUUGUGAAACCACUGGAUGAAAUUUCUAGUGUUAAAGAAAAGAUAAAUACUACUGUGCCAUUAGAUGUGACUCAUGUUGAACCAGUUGAUUCUAUUUCUACGAUAACUGAUUCUGGCAUUGAAUCUUCUGCUACUUCUUCCUCUGAUUUUGUGCAAAGCACUGAGCUUCCAGAAUCAAAACUUGUGUCUAGUAUUGAUUCAGAAAAAUCAAAAGUAUCUGAAACAGCAAAAUUAAGUCCUUCAACUACCUCAACAUUUGUUCAGGCAACCUCAACAGAAGACAUCACUGUUUUGACUGGUACCCAAGUUUUAUCUUCUACACAGUCUGUGGACCAUGCUUCAGAAAAACAAGCUGGUUUUCAAGCUUCAUCAGCAUUUGAUCAAAAAGUGCCUCCUGAGUUAGAAACAACUGAGCCCAGUCCAACUUCAGUAGACACACCAAGGGAGGUGACUACUGAAACAUCAUGGGAAGCUACUCCAGUGUUACCAGAGAGCUGGAAACCAGACACCAAAGAUUUAAUGCAAGACAGAACUGAAACCCAGAGCCAGAAGACAUCUGACAGUAUACCAGCACAAACUGAUACUAAACAAAAGCCCGAACCAACAUCUGUAACAAUACAGUCGGAAGAGACCAAAGUUGUUCCUGCAUCUAACGGUGAAUCUAUACAGCCUACAGAAGGUGCUGAUACAGGUGUCAGUAGGACAAAUGACAUUCGAGAUGAACUCGAACUGCUUGUUAGAGAUACUGUUGAGGAAACACCAGAACAAAAGGCCAACACAACUGUCAUUGAUGAAAAGGUUGUUGUUGGAAGUGGUGGCCAACAGAAGCGUGAUGACCUGAACCUUGUCAAGCUUCCCGCGAUACCAAGUGGCAAACGUGAAUCGGCCAUCAUGAGGCUUAGCAACAGGAUCAAAGUGCUUGAACAAAAUGUCUCCCUUAGCAGCCGAUUUUUGGAAGAACUGAGUCGUCGUUACAAGAAACAGUCAGAAGAUAUGAUGAAGAUGUUGAACAAAACAAUGGCCACGAUACACAACAUGACUAUAGAAGCUGAUGUUAAGAACAAGAUACAUGAAGAUGAGAUGUCCGCUAUGGAACGUAGACUGGAGAACUUGACCCAGAUAGUACACCAACUUACUCAUAGCUUCGAUAACCUCAACAGACAGGUCACAGACAGACAGAUGAUCUGGACAACUAUUGAGAUAGCGAUCAUUAUCUUCAUGUUGUUAUUCUUACAUCUCCGGCCUAAAAAGGUCACUCUUCCACCGGAAGUCAGGUCUUUGAUUGAAUCAAUGCCAAGCAAGCCCACCACAUCACACCCGCAACGCCGGAACUCGCUGUCUGGACCUGCUACUCCAUCUAAAGAGAAAACGUUUGGAAAUCUUCACAGUGGAGGUGGUUUGCAAAGAUUUAGCAGUGAAACAGCUUUAGCAUCUGCAGACUUGCCGGAUAUUCAUCCAACAGAUUUAGUGUCCAAACAGGGUACAGAUGGAGUUAAAAAGAAGAAGAAGAAGAAAUAUAAAAUAUCAGGUAUUGGGGGUCCAGUUCAUUGGGAGAACUGGUCUACGCAAAAUUCUAGUCAGCAGCCUACAACCAAAAUGUCCCAGUCUAAGGAGACCAGUCUAAAGCCAUUGAACACAAGCAACCAGUCGAAAAAAGAAACCAGUCAACUUGUUAAUAAAAAUAACCAGUCUAAAGAAAUGUGUCUGCAUACUUCCUGCAGUAUGCCACAGACACAGUCUAGUUGUUUUGGAUCUUUAUUGAGUGGAUGGUCAGACACAUCUGUGACAAAACAGCGCAGUGUUUCGCUUGGAACUGAUGUUGGUGCAGCUUCAAAUUUUGCACCUGUUGAAGAAACAUUUCACCAAAGUGUUCAAAAAGAUGGUUUAGGGACCAAAACUGGAACUAAGGGACUGUCAAAGAAACCUCUUGUACAAGGAGGUUCAAAAAUCAGUCCUAAGUUAAAUUUAAAAAAUCCAAAAUUUUCAGAAACUGGAAGCAUAAAUGAGAGUUCGUAUAGAAAUGAAAUGAAAUUGGAUGAGAAAUGGGUUGUGAAAGGUCAUAGGCGUCAGAAAUCUUUACCUAAACAGCAUUAUUCAUCUGUUGAAACUGUAGGAAGUAUGAAUCGUGAUUGUGCGAGUAUUGGAUUGCAAGGUAACAUGAAACAUUCUGACACAAACCCCAUUCCAAAUAAAGUGCAAAAGAGAGGUGAAAUGAAGAAAUCUGUAAGUUUACCUGUGUCAUCUGAAAGUAAGUUUGAGAAGCUUCCUAUCUAUUCUAAAUCCUUUGUGAAUGGUCAUACCGAGUGUAACGGGGAGAUAUUUGAUGCAGAGCAGACAGAAAACUGUUACUCACUUGACAAAAGCAAGUCGGAUGUAUUUUGUUCAACUAAGUAUGGGGGAAAUGUGUUCAAUGAUGAGACUUUAAUUAAUGGAUCUCCAUGUACAAAUGGGGCUGACUGUCAUGAAAGUGUUUAUUCCAGUGUGAACCAGUUUAAUGGAUACAGAGAUGAAUGUGAUGGUAUAGAAUAUGACAAAACAAGUUUAGAACCCCUGGUUGUUGAUAACACAAAUUCCAUAAAGAAUGGUAAAAAUGGCACAUGGAAAAACAUGUUUGGGUAUUUCAGAUAAUUGGUUUAUAUGAUACCUACUUUGAACCGAAGAGGGAUGUAGGCAUUAACUUUGUGUCAGAAAUUUCUGACAAAGUCUGCUAAAAAAAACUUCAGUUUUAAUGGAGUUGUAGAGAUAAUUCUUAUGUUUGUAACUUUGUGGUAAGGCUUUGACUUCAUGUAGAUGUUGAUCUUUAAAUGUUUGAAAUUUCAACAUGUGAUGAUAUAUAUCGAUUUCACUACCAUGCAAUUCUCCAGUAUUUAUACACUGUUGAGGUAGUUCUGCAUGUUUUGAUCAUCAUCAUCAUCAUCAUCAUCAUCAUCUUCAGUUAUUGCCUCACUCUGUAAGAGUAUACACGCAACUAACAUCAUGGGAUAACAUAGAAUGAAGCCUGGACCAGGCCUACUUCUUCCUGAUUGUACCUUCAUAAGAAUAGUAAAAGGUUUCUUUCUAAAGAUGAAAAAUGAUAACAAAAAUUGAGACAUGUGAAUAAUUGGAAAUAGUGUAUUCAGAUCCACUUGAAUUUUGCAAAUCUCUUAAAUCUUUUGCAUAUAUCCCCAAUUAAGCUCACAGACCUUUACAUAUAAUAGACAAUAUGUUGAUUUACAACUGUUAAAAGUUUCAUUAAAUUCUAUUAAAAAUUGCUAUUUGUGAAAAUGUCAGUUGAGCACACUACCUUAUCUUUUUUAUUGGCUGAUUUUUCCUGGUAUAUUCUGAAGUAUUGAUGUUUUGGAUUUAAUUAAAUUCUACCUGGUUGAAAAAAAAUGAUCAGAAUAUGCAGAACUGUCUUAAAACAGACAAUAUACAUGUACAUUAUUAUUUUUUAUUAUUGAAAAACAAGAUGAUAUUUACAUUGAAUUCCAAUACAGUUGUCCUCUUGUAUAUAUUUUGAAGACACAUAUUUAAGUAUUUCUUCUGAAAAAGGCUUAAUUUAAUGAAAGUUCAAGUUAGAGUGGAUUUUCUGGAAACAGAGCACAGCUAACACCCCCAGUGCCAUACAUAGCAAGUUAGUCUCACCAGAAAAAGAAAAUGAUUCACUUGCAAGUCAUGUUUCUGAAAAGUGCUUUCUUUUCUGUUGUAAACAGGAAAAUCUCUUGUUGUUAAGGGUAUAGGAAUGAUUAUUUGGAUACUAUUCUUUUAUUAAUACAAGUUAUUUCUGCUUAUUUUUGGAAACAUUUUGAUGAUGAUAUUUGUAUUAUAUAUUAAUAGUAAGAACCUAUGUUGGGUAUUUGUGUUACAGGGCGGGAAAAAUCAUCGUCUCUUUGUGAAACUAUUUUAUCGACUUAAUAUGCCAAGUCAUAUACAGUCAGACUUCGUUAUCUGGAACUCGAUAGGACCUGCAAAAUUUGUUCAAGUUAUCAGUUGUUUGAGCUAUCGAACAGUACUUAUAUAGGAAUUUUUUGGAACCUGACGAUGACUUCGAGUGAUUUGUGAUGUUCGAAUUAUCUGAGUUUGAGCAAACAAAGUUCGACUGUAGAAAGAUCAGUGUUUAGUUUGACAUAUUUGUGGGGUUGAUUUUAUGAAUUUUAAACCAUCAUCAAAUAUCUUUGAAAGGUUCAUUAUUCUGGCAUAAGUAGCAAUUCAGUGGGGAUUGGUUUUGCAUUACAAUGUAUUUAAUGCCAAUUCAGCUUUUUUUCUUUUAUUAUAGAUUAUCAAUAUAGCACAGGGAGGGAUUUUUAGGUAAUUUCAGAAUUAAACAUUGCAUUAGUGUUUUUCAAAGCAAGUACUUAGAAUUACAUAUUUCUUGCCUUAGGCUCAUUUUCAUGCUAUAAACAUUUACCUUUGAUCAAUUGUUGUAGAACUUGAACCAUUACAAAAGUAAAUUUGCUACAAGUGUGGCAUCACACAUUCAUUCUAUCUGUUUAUCUUUUCUUACUAUGCCCCCUUUCGAAGAAGGAGGGGUAUAUUGCUUUGCAGAUGUCGGUCGGUCUGUAUGUAGACCAGUCCAUUUCCGGAUAACUCAAGAAUGCUUUGGCCUAGGAUCAUGAAAGUUGAUAGGGAGGUUGGUCAUAAACAGCAGAUGACCCCUAUUGAUUUUGAGAUCAGUAGGUCAAAGUUCAAGGUCACAGUGACCCUAAACAGUAAAACGGUUUCCAGAUGAUAACUCAAGAACUCUUUAGCCUAGGAUCAUGAAAGAUGAUAGGGAGGUUGAUCAUGACCAGCAGAUGAUCCCUAUUGAUUUUGAGGUCAGUAGGUUAAAGGUCAAGGUCACAGUGACCAGGAACAAUGAAACAGUUUCCAGAUGAUAACUCAAGAAUGCUUUGGCCUAGGAUCAUGAAAGUUGAUAGGGAGGUUGGUCAUAACCAGCAGAUGAUCCCUAUUGAUUUUGAGAUCAGUAGGUCAAAGUUCAAGGUCACAGUGACCCUAAACAGUAAAACGGUUUCCAGAUGAUAAUUCAAGAACUCUUUUAGCCUAGGAUCAUGAAAGUUGAUAGGGAGGUUGAUCAUGAUCAGCAGAUGAUCCCUAUUGAUUUUGAGGUCAGUAGAUUAAAGGUCAAGGUCACAGUGACCAGGAACAGUUAAACUGUUUCCGGAUGAUAACUCAAGAAUGCUUGGGCCUAGGAUCAUGAAAGUUGAUAGGGAGGUUGGUCAUGACCAGCAGAUGAUCCCUAUUGAUUUUGAGGUCAGUAGGUUAAAGGUCAAGGUCACAGUGACCCAGAACAGUUAAACGGUUUCCGGAUGACAACUCAAGAAUGCUUGGGCCUAGGAUCAUGAAAGUUGAUAGGCCAGUAGAUGACCCCUGUUGAUUUUGAGGUCAGUAGGUCAAAGGUUAAGGUCUCAUUGACUCUGAAUAGUUAAACCAUUUCCGGACGGUAACUUGAGAACACUUGGGGCUAGGAUCACAAAACCUGAUAGGGAGGUUGAUCAUGAUGAGCAGAAGACCCCUAUAGGUUUUGAGGUCAGUAGUUUAAAGGUCAAGGUCACAGUGACCAGGAAUAGUUAAACGGUUUCCGGAUGAUAACUCAAGAAUGCUUGGGCCCAGGAUCAAGAAAGUUGAUAGGGAUGUUAAUCAUGACCAGCAGAUGACCCCUAUUGAUUUUUUCAGGUCAGUAGGUCAAAGGUCAAGGUCUCAUUGACUCUGGAUAGUUAAACCAUUUCGGGACGAUAACUUGAGAAUGCUUGGGUCUAGGAUCACGAAACCUGAUAGGGAGGUUGGUCAUGAUCAGCAGAUGACCCAAUUGAUUUUGAGGUCAAUAGGUCAAAGGUCAAGGUCACAUGGACACAGAACAGUAGAAAUUUUGUGUACAGUGACCAAAUAAUUUCUGUUCCUUGUGCAAUUACUGAAUGCGUCAAGGGGGGCAUUUCUAUGAGCUCUUGUUUUAAAUCAGUUACUGGUAACUUUUUCUACUAUGAGAUUAUUAUGUGUUUUGUCUGACCAAAUUGUUUUUGUUUGUGUUCACUGUUACUAACAUGGAAGAGUUUUUUCAACCUCUUUCUUUUUAGUGUCUAUUUUAUUUAAGUUUACUUACAGUGGGGAUUGAUUACCCAUAUAGGGGACUCUUCCAAAAAAUUGUUAGUAAUCUUAGGUUUUGGGGAGAUACUGAAACACACAAAGAAAAUGUGUUUUUUUAUUUACAAAAGAUAAUAGGUAAGGGUAGAUUUCAAACAAGGUUUAACACCCUCAAAGGAUUUUGAUUUAAAGUAUCAUCUGAAUGUUUGUUAGUAAUUUUAUGUGGAGAAACAGGGGGGCUCAAAGUUGUGACCUCUGUGUUGGUUGUCUGGUGCUUUACCACUGGACUACAAACCUGUUGCUGAAAACAAUGCCAGACUGACACAUUUUCAGUGUAUACACAAAUGUAAUACUGGCAAAUGAUUGACCUGUGGUUAAUGAUACUAGACAUUCUGAGCCCAUUUGUUUCUUCUUUUUUUCUGCUUUCUGUAAUACUAUCAUCCUUAGUCAUCCUGGUUAUAGAUUAUAAAACUGAGUUUGGAAACCAUGCUCAAAAGUACAGUAUCUGAUUGGUUAGUCGUGGGCUCAGUCUUGAAAUUGACCAAUCAGAGGGCUGCAUUUUUGGACUGGUUUCAAGUGUUUUAUAUAUCAAAUGUUUUAUAAAUUAAAGGGACCCAAGUUCUCAUCCUUGAGAAUGUUUGUGUAAGUAGUGUGACUAAGGUUUUUCUGGUUUUGAUUUCGUCAUUGAGAUGCUUGCAUACAAAAGAAAGUUGCUGUGAUAUGUCAUAUAAUGUUUGUUAUUGUUCAAAGCUUUGUGAUGAUUUUUAGAAUGCAAAUUUAUAUGGGGAAUCUCAUGAAUGUUUCAGUGUUGGGAAUGGAGAAUACAGUUAUUGUACAUUGAUUUUAGUUGGUCAGUUUAUGUAUAAAGUUUAGUUUAGAAUGAUCGAGAAAGUUCUCCAUUGUUGAAUUGUGUAAUUUUAAGGGUAUGUUUGCCUUUCUCCGUUGUAAUUAAUGGUUUCAUUUUAUGUCCCUUUUAUAUACAUAUUUGAAGAAAAAAAAACAGGUUUAGUUAGGUAAUGGCGAUGUCUGUCAAUAGGUUUGUCUGAAAAAUAAGUGACCAUGCAUGCAGAUUUGUUUUCCUUAACCAUGUUACGAGGCUGAUACUGUCGUCCUGGUAUAAUGAGUUUGUUGUAUAGUUAUGGCUGUUCCAUAUUGUCUGUUUUCCUCUCUUUAUGCCAUGAAUGCUCAAACAAGUUUUUGCUUGCAGGUGUGUAAUUGGGAUCAUAAUAAUGUAGUUUACUGUGCUCUCAGACAGAUGUUUUAGUGGAGUUAUAGUCCUUACACUUAGUACUUUUUGUUGUCUGGGUUUUUUAUUUGCCAUACUUACAAGAUAUGGAGCUGACUUUUGUUGUACAGGUGUAUAAUUGGUAUCUACCUUGUUUUGGUCGGCUGAUUUUGAGUGAGUUUAUGGUCCUUACACUUUGUAAAAUAUUCGUUUUCUGCUCUUUUUUGCUAUGUAUGUUCUGACUGAGCUAAUUUUCGCUUUGCAGGUGUGUGACGAGGAUCUAUAGAAAGAGGUUUACUUUGGUUGGAUGAUUUUGAGCGGAGUUAUGACCUUUGCAUUCUAUGUUUUAAAUUUGUUUUCAUCUUCUGCCUUUUUAGCUCACCUGUCACAAAGUGACAAGGUGAGCUUUUGUGAUCGCGCGGUGUCCGUCGUCCGUCGUCCGUCCGUCCGUCCGUCCGUCCGUCCGUAAACUUUUGCUUGUGACCACUCUAGAGUUCACAUUUUUCAUUGGAUCUUUAUGAAAGUUGGUCAGAAUGUUCAUCUUGAUGAUAUCUAGGUCAAGUUCGAAACUGGGUCACGUGCCUUCAAAAACUAGGUCAGUAGGUCUAAAAAUAGAAAAACCUUGUGACCUCUCUAGAGGCCAUAUAUUUCAUGAGAUCUUCAUGAAAAUUGGUCAGAAUGUUCACCUUGAUGAUAUCUAGAUCAAGUUCGAAACUGGGUCACGUGCCAUCAAAAACUAGGUCAGUAGGGCUAAAAAUAGAAAAACCUUGUGACCUCUCUAGAGGCCAUAUAUUUCACAAGAUCUUCAUGAAAAUUGGUCAGAACGUUCACCUUGAUAAUAUCUAGGUCAAGUUCGAAACUGGGUCACGUGCCAUCAAAAACUAGGUCAGUAGGUCAAAUAAUUGAAAAACCUUGUGACCUCUCUAAAGGCCAUAUUUUUCAAGGAAUCUGUAUGAAAGUUGGUCAGAAUGUUCAUCUUGAUGAUAUCUAGUCAACUUCGAAACUGGGUCACGUGCGGUCAAAAACUAGGUCAGUAGGUCUAAAAAUAGAAAAACCUUGUGACCUCUCUAGAGGCCAUAUAUUUCACAAGAUCUUCAUGAAAAUUAGUCAGAACAUUCACCUUGAUGAUAUCUAGGUCAAGUUCGAAACUGGGUCACGUGCCAUCAAAAAAACUAGGUCAGUAGGUCAAAUAAUAGAAAAACCUUGUGACCUCUCUAAAGGCCAUAGUUUUCAUGGGAUCUGUAUGAAAGUUGGUCUGAAUGUUCAUCUUGAUGAUAUCUAGGUCAAGUUCGAAACUGGGUCACGUGCGGUCAAAAACUAGGUCAGUAGGUCUAAAAAUAGAAAAACCUUGUGACCUCUCUAGAGGCCAUAUAUUUCAUGAGAUCUUCAUGAAAAUUGGUCAGAAUGUUCACCUUGAUGAUAUCUAGGUCAAGUUCGAAAGUGGGUCACGUGUCUUCAAAAACUAGGUCAGUAGGUCAAAUAAUAGAAAAACCUUGUGACCUCUCUAGAGGCCAUAUUUUUCAUGGGAUCUGUAUGAAAGUUGGUCUGAAUGUUCAUCUUGAUGAUAUCUAGGUCAAGUUCGAAAGUGGAUCACGUGCCAUCAAAAACUAGGUCAGUAGGUCAAAUAAUAGAAAAACCUUGUGACCUCUUUAAAGGCCAUAUUUUUCAUGGGAUCUGUAUGAAAAUUGGUCUGAAUGUUCAUCUUGAUGAUAUCUAGGUCAAGUUCGAAACAGGGUCAUGUUCGGACAAAAACUAGGUCAGCAGGUCUAAAAAUAGAAAAACCUUGUGACCUCUCUAGAGGCCAUACUUGUGAAUGGAUUUCCAUUAAAAUUGGUCAGAAUGUUCAUCUUGAUGAUAUCUAGGUCAAGUUUGAAACUGGGUCACGUGCCUUAAAAAACUAGGUCAGUAGGUCAAAUAAUAAAAAAACCUUGUGACCUCUCUAGAGGCCAUACUUUUCAUGGGAUCUGUAUGAAAGUUGGUCUGAAUGUUCAUCUUGAUGAUAUCUAGGUCAGUUUCGAAACUGGGUCACAUGCGGUCAAAAACUAGGCCAGUAGGUAUAAAAAUUGAAAAACCUUGUGACCUCUCUAGAGGCCAUAUUUUUCAUGAGAUCUUCAUCAAAAUUAGUGAGAAUGUUCACCUUGAUGAUAUCUAGGUAAAGUUCAAAACAGGGUCACGUACCUUCGAAAACUAGGUCAAUAGGUCAAAUAAUAGAAAAACCUUGUGACCUCUCUAGUGACCAUAUUUUUCAAUGGAUCUUUAUGAAAAUUGGUCAGAAUUUUUAUCUUGAUAAUAUCUAGGUCAAGUUCAAAACUGGGUCACAUGAGCUCAAAAACUAGGUCACUAUGUCAAAUAAUGACGUCAUACUCAAAACUGGGUCAUGUGGGAAGAGGUGAGCGAUUCAGGACCAUCAUGGUCCUCUUGUUUGCUGAUUUUGAGCUGAUUUUUUUAUUGUUUUAGUUGAUAUUGAAGGCUUACAAAUGAAAGUUUAUGUCGAUUCUUGUUGGAGGAUUUUAGCAGAGGUGAGGCUCUAAGACUUACUAAAUGUUUACUUUUCCACACAUGUUAAUUGUAGUAAGGCAUUUUUGGGUUCACAGCAUUUUUUUUGAUUGCUAGUUAAUUAUUAGAAAGUUGUCAGAAUUUUCAGUGGGCAUUAUAGAUAGGUGAAAUGGCAGUGUGUAAUAUGUAGUAAUUAGUUACACUUAAACAAACUGGUUUUGGGGAAAAGGUGACAUUGCCAAAAUAGGUCACAUGAUGUCAUUUCAACAUCAGACUUCUUCCACAUUCUUAAAUUUGCCCACGUGUAAUGCAUCAUUUACCAUCAAUCAGAUUUGCAUAAUUCUCAAAAGAAAAUAAUUGGUCAUGUCUUUCAUUUAGAAUCCUAUUGCCUGGUUCUGAAUAAUAUCUGUGCUAUUAGGUAUUUAUACAGGACAAAUUAUUGGUACCAUGUAAAUUUGAAUUUUUGUAAGAGAAUACCACUAAUAUAAUCUGAAAUACCAGCAGUUAUAUUGAUCACAUGACUUUUUCAAAUAAAGUCAAAUUGAAUCAAUAUUUAUUUUUUUGUGAGUAAUUAUUAUAUAAUAUUAUAUGAUAUAAUCAUAUUUCUUCAUUUUUUCUUUUUCUCAUUUAUUUGAAUAUGAGAACAAUCCAAUCAUAAAUCAGUCACUAGUCUUAAGUUUGUUUUAACUAGAUUUAAAGAAAUAUUUAUUAUAUAUUUGAUUUGCCAGUUCAUGGGGCAUAAUAAUAAUUAUGUUGAUUGUUCUUAUAUUGUUGCAUUACAAAUCUGGUAUAUUGUAUAUUUAUUUAUGUAGUUGACCUGUAGUUAUUUUCUAGUUAAUGUUUCAUGUUUUCUUCAUAGUUCUGUUUGUCUCAGAUUUACAGUUGGAUUAACUUAUGUUUUGAUUACCAACAAAGUUCACACACAUAUUGUUACAGUGAAUCUGUGUAUGGGUGUAUACAUUGUACCUGUAUAGUAGAUAUUGUAUACAAACAUUAACAAUGAAAACAUGUUUUUCCUGAACAUCUUCAGUUUUAUAACAUCCUAUAGAAGGCUUUUUGUGUUCUUCAUUUUGUCUGGAGGGAUAUUUGUGUACUUUGGAUUUAUGUAUUUCUAAUUUAGAGCAUGUUGUCACGCAUUUUAAAUAUCCUGUUCUGCAAUGUUAAGGUGUGUAAACUAUCAUUUAGUUUCUAUUGUACAAUACAUUAAUUUGAAAUAAAUGUUUAAAAAAUUGUAGGUUUCAGUUUCCAAAAUUAUAAAAAAAAAAGCUUAAAACUCGCUCAUUCAUAAACAAUUUUUUUUACAUUUUAUCAUCUAUUACCAUCUCAGUUUCAAGUGUCCAGCUUAACUUCAGCAUUGAUGCAGCUCUUGUCCCACAGACAGUGGAUUUGACAAGAGCAGUUCAGGUGUAUGAUGUACAGUGCUCUUGUAUAAUACAGUUAAGUAUUUUUGCCUUUAAGGUUGUUGUCUAUAGGGUUAUUUUGAAGGAAAGUGGUCGAAUCGUAAGACCAAUGUUCUGUCAGUUAGAUAUGAAUUGUAGCAAAGUUCUAUUUGAAAAUUAUCUGUUUGUGCAUGUAAUUGUGGGAGACAAUUUAACAGAAUAUGUCUUAUAUAAAGUGUCAGUAUAUCAAGCUUGUCUAUCGUCCUGUACAGGAUGAAGGGUUUUGUAAAAUGUGAUACUAUAACAGACGAAAUUUAUCAUUGUCUAUGUUGUUAUUUAUGCAACUGUUAUACAUAAUUAUUUAGAUAAAAUGUGCUUACAGUCGAAA
Messenger RNA from Mercenaria mercenaria, 13922 nucleotides. Its product is annotated as SUN domain-containing ossification factor-like. The transcript has 21 exons. Bases 401 to 5005 code for a protein of 1534 amino acids. Gene Ontology annotation, cellular component: cytoplasm; membrane. The record is from RefSeq and is a predicted model, not a curated record. Gene Ontology annotation, biological process: protein folding in endoplasmic reticulum. Lineage: Eukaryota; Metazoa; Mollusca; Bivalvia; Venerida; Veneridae.